GUUUACUGCGCUUUCUUAUGACGAAGUCAUUUGCAGCAUCUCUCUCUCCCUCUCUCUCUCUCUCUCUUCUUUUCGUCUUCUUCCUUUUUCGCUUUCCCUUCUGACCUAUUGAGAGAGAUCUAGGGUUAGGGUUUUUGUCUCAUUUUUUGUCAACGCUAGCAAUAUGGUGGCACAAAUCUGCUUGGCGAUGGGGAAGAUUCGGAGGGACGAGGAAGGAACUUCUUUGAGGAAACUGAGCCAUUCGAGCUCAUUGGACUUGGACAAUAUUCAGAUAAAUAUUAACUGGGAAGAUGUGACUUGUCCCAUUUGUCUGGACUUCCCACACAAUGGAGUCCUUCUUCAGUGCAGCUCCUAUGACAAUGGCUGCCGUCCUUUUAUGUGUGAUACUGACCAUACGCACUCCAACUGUCUUAACCGGUUCAAAAGUGCAUCAGGAGUACCUCAGGCUGCUGAAUGCUUGAUUGCAAGUGAGGCAUCGACCGAGUCUACUCAAAUGAUUCCAUCAACUUGUGAGAGCCGUCCAGCCUGCCCUUUAUGUAGAGGAGAGGUGACUGGUUGGGUCAUUAUCAAGGAGGCCCGUGCUUAUUUGAACAUGAAGAAACGGUGUUGCCAAGAGAAACAAUGUUAUUAUAUGGGCAAUUUUGUGGAGCUUCAACGCCAUGCUCUUUUGAAACACCCUCAUUCUCGUCCUUCCGAGAUAGAUCCGGCUCGCCAAUUAGAUUGGGAGAAUUUUCAACAAUCUUCAGAUAUUAUAGAUGUCCUAAGUACCAUACACGCAGAAGUUCCACAUGGAGUUGUGUUGGGGGAUUAUGUUAUAGAAUAUGGUGAUGAUGAGGAUGGAGAUGAUUAUGAUGACUUUGGUGGUCGUGGGGCUAAAUGGUGGUCUUCUUGCAUUCUUUACCAGGUAUUCGGUAAGUUAAGGUGUUCAGGAAAUAGACGGAGAUCUAGAGGGCGUAAUUUAACACGAAGUCGUGUCGGGUCAAGCUCUAAUGGCUCAAAUGAGGGUUCUCCAUCAUCUCUGGACGCUGCUGUAUAUAGAUUCCGACAAGUGGAAGAUGAAGUUCCAGGAAUGGCUGCUGCUGGUGAUCAUGCGGUUGCAUCCAGAGAAGUUAUUGAUCGCCAUAGUUACAGCUACAGUGGGCGCAUAUCCCGCUGAAAUGAUAUUCCCAUGCUGUGCUACUGGAUCGCGCAUGCUCUUCUUCUGAUGGGGUCAUCUCUUUUCUUAUAGCUCUUCUUUUUAUUUUCUUCUCAGUUAUAGUUUCCCAUAUGCCAUUACUAGGCAGUCGUAUGUACAUAGAGCAUCGUAUGGUUAUUCCAUGCUCAAAAUUGUCUUUUUGAUUCUUUUAAUUGAUAUCAAUCUUUGUAUUUUCAUGAAUGUUUCUUCUAGAUUGGUUUCUA
Messenger RNA from Dendrobium catenatum, 1398 nucleotides. RefSeq lists its product as uncharacterized. The record is from RefSeq and is a predicted model, not a curated record. Bases 164 to 1156 code for a protein of 330 amino acids. Lineage: Eukaryota; Viridiplantae; Streptophyta; Magnoliopsida; Asparagales; Orchidaceae. The transcript is spliced from 3 exons.